ACAAAUGCCAGGCCUUACUAUUGGAGAUGACCUUCCUAAUCUUCAAGUAGAAACAAAUCAUGGAAAGAUGAAACUCCAUGACUAUGUUGGUGAUAGCUACACUAUUCUAUUUUCUCAUCCAGGUGAUUUCACGCCAGUAUGCACGACGGAGUUGGCUAUGAUGGCUGCUUAUGCUAGCAAGUUCGGUGAGAGAGGAGUUAAACUUGUGGGACUUUCUUGUGAUGAUGUUCAGUCUCACAAUGAAUGGAUCAAGGAUAUUGAAGCUUAUAACAAGGGACAAAAAGUGACAUACCCAAUCAUUGCUGAUCCCAAGAGAGAAUUGAUUAAGCAACUCAACAUGGUGGAUCCUGAUGAGACAGAUUCCUCUGGCCAUAAGCUUCCUUCUCGUGCCCUUCACAUCGUAGGCCCUGACAAGAAGAUAAAGCUGAGCUUUCUGUACCCAGCAAGCACUGGAAGAAACAUGGAUGAAGUGUUGAGGGUGGUAGAAUCACUGCAGAAAGCGGCAAAGUACAAAGUUGCAACCCCAGCAAACUGGAAACCGGGAGAGCCGGUGGUAAUAGCACCCAGUGUCUCCAAUGAAGAAGCAAAGGAGAUGUUUCCACAGGGUUUUGACACUGCCAAUCUUCCAUCUGGCAAGUCUUACCUCCGCUUCACCAACGUUUAA
Messenger RNA from Solanum tuberosum (potato), 664 nucleotides. Its product is annotated as 1-Cys peroxiredoxin. Gene Ontology annotation, biological process: cellular oxidant detoxification; cell redox homeostasis. Gene Ontology annotation, cellular component: cytosol; mitochondrion. The coding region runs from base 5 to 664 and encodes 219 amino acids. Gene Ontology annotation, molecular function: peroxiredoxin activity. The transcript is spliced from 4 exons. NCBI's taxonomy places the organism in Eukaryota, Viridiplantae, Streptophyta, Magnoliopsida, Solanales, Solanaceae. The record is from RefSeq and is a predicted model, not a curated record.